AUGCUGGAGGAACAGAUGAAGGGCAAGCCGCAGAUGCCCUUGAAAAUGCAUUGCAAAGAUUGCGCCCUGGUGACCAGCUCAGGGCACCUGCUGCGUAGUCAGCAGGGCCCCCACAUCGACCAGACAGAGUGUGUUAUCCGUAUGAAUGACGCCCCCACACGAGGCUACGGGCUUGAUGUGGGCAACCGCACAAGCCUGCGGGUCAUCGCACAUUCCAGCAUCCAGAGGAUCCUCCGCAACCGCCAUGACCUGCUCAACGUGAGCCAGGGCACCGUGUUCAUCUUCUGGGGACCCAGCAGCUACAUGCGGCGGGAUGGCAAGGGCCAGGUGUACAACAACCUGCAGCUCCUCAGCCAAGUGCUGCCGCGGCUGAAGGCCUUCAUGAUCACGCGCCACAAGAUGCUGCAGUUCGAUGAGCUCUUCAAGCAGGAGACUGGCAAAGACAGGAAGAUCUCCAACACUUGGCUGAGCACUGGCUGGUUCACCAUGACAAUUGCUCUGGAGCUCUGUGACAGGAUCGAUGUUUACGGCAUGGUGCCCCCAGACUUCUGCAGGGACCCAAAGCACCCUUCCGUACCCUAUCAUUACUAUGAGCCUUCUGGACCCGAUGAAUGUACAAUGUACCUCUCUCACGAACGAGGACGCAAGGGCAGUCACCACCGUUUCAUUACAGAGAAACGGGUAUUUAAGAACUGGGCACGGACCUUCAACAUUCACUUUUUCCAACCAGACUGGAAACCAGAACCACCCGCUGUGAAUCCUGCUGAGGAUAAGCCUGUGUUCUGAGGGGUGAACCUGAUGGAUAAGUGAGGCGCUGGAUAGCAUCCCCGCUGUCUGGCAGAAGGACUUGACCUCUGGCAGGGAAAUGGGAACUGAAUGGGUGGCUGAGAAGAGCGGCGUCCUUCAGCACCAUGGACAGAACCCGGCGGCCAGCGAACAUUCCGGAAUGCAUACAUUCUAAUCAGUAUUGUCUCUUGGAAAGAGCAACUGUAGCCACUGCCAUAGCUAGGAACACUUCCAGGUCUCUGGAAGUAUUGCCUUCGAAUCUGAAACAGGAGCAGCCCAACUCUUAGUUGCGUUUCUUUACAGACAUCCACGUCAAAGGAUUUUUCUAUCAGGCUGUAACCUAACCUGACCUGUAAUCUUUGCCAUUUGUCAGACAAAUUUGUGAUUUGUAAAAGGCCUGAACGUGUGGACGUGUUUCUGAAGAGCACAUCUCCAAUGAUUUUCAUAAAGCAAAUGUCUGCUAUUUAUUUAUUGAGAGUUUUUUAGUGUACUCUAGGCAGUAUUUUUAUAGAUUAUGAUUAUGUGGCAA
Messenger RNA from Rattus rattus (black rat), 1315 nucleotides. Its product is annotated as alpha-N-acetylgalactosaminide alpha-2,6-sialyltransferase 5. The coding region runs from base 1 to 786 and encodes 261 amino acids. The transcript has 4 exons. The record is from RefSeq and is a predicted model, not a curated record. NCBI's taxonomy places the organism in Eukaryota, Metazoa, Chordata, Mammalia, Rodentia, Muridae. Gene Ontology annotation, biological process: oligosaccharide metabolic process; ganglioside biosynthetic process. Gene Ontology annotation, molecular function: alpha-N-acetylgalactosaminide alpha-2,6-sialyltransferase activity.